Gorilla gorilla gorilla (western lowland gorilla) is the source of this 915-nucleotide messenger RNA. RefSeq names its product killer cell immunoglobulin-like receptor 2DS1. The record is from RefSeq and is a predicted model, not a curated record. Lineage: Eukaryota; Metazoa; Chordata; Mammalia; Primates; Hominidae. The coding region runs from base 1 to 915 and encodes 304 amino acids. Gene Ontology annotation, biological process: immune response-regulating signaling pathway. Gene Ontology annotation, cellular component: plasma membrane. The transcript has 8 exons.
AUGUCGCUCAUGGUCAUCAGCAUGGCGUGUGUUGGGUUGUUCUUGCUGCAGGGGGCCUGGCCACACAUGGGAGUCCACAGAAAACCUUCCCUCCUGGCCCACCCAGGUCCCCUGGUGAAAUCAAAAGAGACAGUCAUCCUGCAAUGUUGGUCAGAUGUCAUGUUUGAGCACUUCCUUCUGCACAGAGAGGGGAUGUUUAACGACACUUUGCACCUCAUUGGAGAGCACCAUGAUGGGGUCUCCAAGGCCAACUUCUCCAUCGGUCGCAUGACGAAAGACCUGGCAGGGACCUACAGAUGCUACGGUUCUGUUACUCACUCCCCCUAUCAGUUAUCGGCUCCCAGUGACCCUCUGGACAUCGUUAUCAUAGGUCUAUAUGAGAAACCUUCUCUCUCAGCCCAGCCGGGCCCCACGGUUCUGGCAGGAGAGAGCGUGACCUUGUCCUGCAGCUCCCGGAGAUCCUAUGAAAUGUACCAUCUAUCCAGGGAGGGGGAGGCCCAUGAAUGUAGGCUCCCUGCAGUGCGCAAGGUCAACAGGACAUUCCAGGCAGACUUUCCUCUGGGCCCUGCCACCCACGGAGGGACCUACAGAUGCUUCGGCUCUUUCCGUGACUCUCCCUACGAGUGGUCAGACUCGAGUAACCCACUGUUUGUUUCUGUCGCAGGAAACCCUUCAAAUAGUUGGCCUUCACCCACUGAACCAAGCACCAAAACCGGUAACCCCAGACACCUGCACGUUCUGAUUGGGACCUCAGUGGUCAAAAUCCCUUUCACCAUCCUCCUCUUCUUUCUCCUUCAUCGCUGGUGCUCCAACAAAAAAAAUGCUGCUGUAAUGGACCAAGAGCAUGCAGGGAACAGAACAGUGAACAGGGAGGACUCUGAUGAACAAGACCCUCAGGAGGUGACAUACGCAUAA